Molecule: messenger RNA, 731 nt
Organism: Drosophila nasuta
Lineage: Eukaryota; Metazoa; Arthropoda; Insecta; Diptera; Drosophilidae
Gene: GILT3
Product: Gamma-interferon-inducible lysosomal thiol reductase 3
Exons: 3
Coding region: 52-723 (223 amino acids)
Molecular function (GO): oxidoreductase activity, acting on a sulfur group of donors, disulfide as acceptor
Source: RefSeq, a predicted model, not a curated record
ACUCAAAACAGUUGCGUUUCACAAGUGAAGCUGUGUGGUUCACUCUUCAAAAUGGAUUUAACUUUCGCUUUGGCUUUUAUUUUGACGACGCUGCUGAUAAGCUUGACAACUGGAACUACUUCAACAACUGAGAUCAGCAGCAACACAACUGCAUCCCCCGCUAUCCCUAAGCUACCCCUUGCCAUACACUAUGAAGCACUCUGCCCCGACAGCAUGUUCUUCAUACGACGCCGACUGCAUGAUGCUCUAUUCGACAACGAUUGGUGGCCUCGCGUGGAUCUAAAACUUUAUCCCUUCGGCAAGGCGAAUUUCUACAAUAACACAGAUCUGAACCGCAUAGAAGUGUAUUGUCAGCAUAGUGAACCAGAGUGCGAACUGAAUGCGCUGCAUGCCUGCAUCCUGGAGAAUCUGGAACUUCAGCCAGCUUUCCAGUUGAUCAACUGCAUGCUGCGCUCUUACAGCAAUGCAAUAGAUCAGUGUUCCAAGCAUCUCAAACUGGAUGUCACGUCAGCCAAGCAGUGUAAAGAGAGCAGAGCAACAGCAGAAAUUCUUAAACCCUACGGCAGAGAGACCCUCGCUAUCCAAUUGUCCUUUGUGCCCAGUAUUGUGUUCGACAAUCGCUUUGAGCCCUACGAGCAGAGCAGUAUUCGUUACAACUUUGAGUCAAAUUUCUGUCGCGAAUACGAAACCAAAUUCCAAAUUAAAUUGCCAACUUGCGGCUGAUUAAUGUA